Molecule: messenger RNA, 1317 nt
Organism: Aureobasidium vineae
Lineage: Eukaryota; Fungi; Ascomycota; Dothideomycetes; Dothideales; Saccotheciaceae
Source: the annotation of a GenBank genome assembly
AUGGACGACUCUGAGCAGCACAGCGACAGUAGCACCAUCACCCACCACAGCUCCUAUUCGUCGUCCUAUCAGCCAUCAGCUAACAAGAACAGAUUCUGUUUCGAUUCUCAAGGUGAAGAAGUUGAGGUUGUUGCCGAAGGUGCUUCUCACGACGAAGAGUCUCACGGAGAACAUGGAAGUGGCACGACUUCCCCGGCAGUAACAUCAGUCGCAGCGACUGGUGCUGCCGAGACGCCCAAAGUAACAGCGCUUAGCGAUUGCCAUAUGCACGAGACUCAGCAAUUCUGUAUGGGUCCUAGUGCUACAGAGUAUUUGAUGAAGAUUCCGGCGACAGCGACAGGAGAACCACCUUCCCAGUACACAGGUUGCCAUGCACAUGGCUCACAGCUUUUCUGCAUGUCUCCUGCUGACGGUGAGGUCCUUGCCCAAGCGCAGACGGCAGACGGAGAAGAGCCAGCUGGAGAGGAUUCGGCUGAUGGAGUCAGUUGUCAUUUUCACGCAGGAACUUGCGAAGCCGUCAAUCGCGACUACAAUAUCCCUCUACGCAUUGGUCUCGUGUUUGCCAUCCUUGCCACCGCAUCUAUCGGUGUUUUCGGCCCAAUCUUCCUCUCGCUUGGUAGGUUCAAGAGUGGUAGUAUCGUCAUGUCGAUCAUCAAGCAGUUUGAACUCAUGUUCGCAAACCACUGUCUGGGUGGCCUCAAAUACGAAGCCACGACCGCAGCUAUUGUGAUGGCAGGUAUCGUCAUUUCGUUCGUUCCUGAGUAUGUCGGAGCCAGGAUUUUUCUCUGGCGUGUGUCAAAGCACACCGCUCCCGCAUCACCAUCACCCGAGCAGAGUCAUGAAUCGAAAGGAGCUAAGACCAAUGAAACUCCUGUCGGCCACCACCUCAUACACUCCGGAGACGCUCAUGCACAGUCUCCUGCUCUGCAAAAACUCAAAGUCAACAUCAUGGAAGCUGGAAUUAUCUUCCACUCGCUGCGCCUCGCUCUCGGCUCUCGCAUCAGCGAUCUCCAAAUCAAAGUGGUGGAAAAAGUCAUCAUGGCCACAGCCUUUGCCGUCGUAACACCCAUCGGCAUGGCCAUUGGUAUCGGCGUUCUGAAUCAGUUCAAUGGCAAUGAUCCUUCUACAAUCAUCGCUAUUGGUACAUUGGAUGCAUUGAGUGCUGGUAUUCUGCUUUAUGUGGGGUUGGUAGAGAUGCUGGCGCACGACUGGAUACAUGGAGAGCUGAGUAGAGCACCGAUGAGACAUAUCAUUCCGGCUGGAACCAGUUUGGUUGCCGGGUUGGUGCUGAUGAGCGUGCUUGGGAAAUGGGCGUAG